AUGGAUGAUGCGAAUCAAGAGAUCCACGAAGCAGUGUUGCUGGGUAAUCUUGAAGCCGUAGAAAGUUUGUUAAAACUUGGUUUAAACAUAAAUCAAACAAACCUAAAUGGAUACACGCCGUUACACAUAGCGCUCAAGUAUGGCCGGGAGAUUAUCAUCGAGUAUCUCAUAAACCAUGGAGCUGAUCUGGAGAAGGCGACUCCAGAUGGACAAACGCCCUUACAUCUUGCUGCAUCACUCGGACGUCUUAGCGCAACGAAAUGUGUACUCAGCCAUGAAGCUAGUAUGGACAAAGAAGACAAGGACGGCUUCUCCGCAUUAUACAGCGCUGUAAUGAAUGGUCAUCUUGAUAUAGUACGAUACUUUAUCAGUCAGGGGUCAAAAGUGAAUCAGUGCAAUACUAAAGGCUGGACUCCUUUCUACAUUGGAGCAGGGUACGGUAAACUUGAUGUAGUAAAAUAUCUCAUGAGUCAAGGAGCUGAUGUGAAUAAGGGAGAUAAUGACGGUACGACUGCAUUAUCCGCUGCUGCUCAUGAGGGUCAUCUUGAUGUCACCAAAUAUCUCAUCAACCAAGGAGUUGAGGUUAAUAAGGGAAAUAAUGACGUCAAGAAGCUGAGGUGA
Strongylocentrotus purpuratus (purple sea urchin) is the source of this 621-nucleotide messenger RNA. Its product is annotated as ankyrin repeat domain-containing protein 29-like. NCBI's taxonomy places the organism in Eukaryota, Metazoa, Echinodermata, Echinoidea, Camarodonta, Strongylocentrotidae. The coding region runs from base 1 to 621 and encodes 206 amino acids. The transcript is spliced from 2 exons. Gene Ontology annotation, molecular function: protein binding. The record is from RefSeq and is a predicted model, not a curated record.